AUGUCCAUCAGCAACGAGGAAUAUGCAGUCGGUUGGAUCUGCGCGAUCACUACGGAAUCCGUUGCUGCGCGAGCUUUCCUCGACGAAGAACAUAAGGGCCCGAAGCACGUCGCGCAACACGACGAUAAUAACUACACACUAGGCCGGAUCGGAGAACAUAAUGUGGUGAUUGCGGUUUUACCGGACGGCGACUACGGCACAGCCUCUGCUGCCGGCGUCGCUCGCGACAUGCUUCACAGCUUUCCGAACAUCAGGAUAGGUCUCAUGGUUGGGAUCGGCGGUGCUGCACCGACUGUGAAGCAUGACAUCCGCCUAGGCGAUAUCGUCGUUAGUACUCCUCGAGGUGGCUACGGCGGCGUUUUCCAGUAUGACUUUGGCAAGACAAUCCAGUGUCAGAAGUUUCAAGCCACAAGGUUCCUAGAUCAACCGCCGACUGUGCUACGUACGGCUGUCAGUGGAUUGAAGGCGCAAUACGAGGCCGACGGCCACCAGAUCCAGGAAGCCAUCCAAGCUGCUCUUGUGAAGAAGCCGAGACUGCGACGGAAUUAUAACCAGCCAGACCCGAUUACAGACAGGCUCUACCGCGCCGAUGUCGUCCACCCGACCGAAGCUGGAGCAGCAUGCCUGAUAUCUUGUGACAGUGAUGCCUCCGUGUUAGUGGCACGCCGCGCACGAGAUGAGGUUGAAGAUAACCCCAUGAUACAUUAUGGCCUGAUCGCUUCUGCGAACCAGUUAAUGAAGGAUGCGGUCAUACGAGACAAGCUCGCGCAGGAGAAAGACGUUCUCUGCUUCGAGAUGGAAGCUGCCGGGCUGAUGAAUCAUUUUCCGUGCCUAGUGAUUCGCGGGAUCUGCGACUAUUCCGAUACCCAUAAAAACAAACAGUGGCAGGGCUAUGCGGCGAUGGCCGCGGCUGCUUAUGCCAAAGACAUUCUCAACAGGAUUCCCCCAAAUAAAGUGGAAGCCGAGAAGAAAUUAAGCGAAUUACAUCACGAGAUGCACAUGGAUAUCUCUACGAUCCGAGGUCAGACAAGUGAGAUCAAGACUCACGUCGAAGAGCUGCGAGUAGAUGGUCACCUUGAGAAAGUCAGAAACUGGCUCGCACCGCCUGAUCCAUCCACAAAUUUCAACAAAGCACGAGAACAGUACCAUGAAGGCACUGGCCAUUGGCUUCUUAAUAGUGAAGUAUACACAAAGUGGAAGAUGGAGCAGAAUUCGUUCCUGUGGCUUUAUGGCAUACCAGGAUGCGGCAAGACGAUAUUGAGCUCUUCCGUCGUUGCGGAUCUAGAACAGAGCGCAGGAUCCGCUCGGACUCUGCUAUACUUCUAUUUCGAUUUCAAUGACGUCGAUAAACAGUCUCUCAACAAAGCUGUUCGAUCACUCAUUACUCAGCUAUACUUCAAACGAAAGGAUGCCCGCAAAGAGACUGAUGCUCUCUAUUCGUCUUGUAACAAUGGACGUCGCCAGCCAGACCAGACAUCGUUACUUGCGCUCUUGCGAAACAUGCUGCAACGCCAGCACGAUAGCGAAGUCUGGAUUGUUCUGGACGCGCUCGACGAAUGUCACGCACGAAACGAAGGUGCAGCCUCCGGCUUAAUGUCGUACAUCAAGAGCCUUCGAGACUGUACCGCAAAUGUCCAUCUUCUGGUCACGAGCCGGCCCGAGCAUGACCUCCAGUCAGCCAUCGAGAGUUGGGCGCAUGUUAGCGAGAUCAUCCCUCUUCAAAGCACCCGAGUAGAGAAUGAUAUCAACUCAUAUAUCAAGGCCAAAACAAGGCAACUGGGCAGAUGGAAAGGACGACCAGAUAUCCAGAACGAAAUCGAAACUGUCCUGUCAGGUAAGGCAAAUGGAAUGUUUCGCUGGGUUGCAUGCCAAUUCGAUGUUUUAUAUAACUGUCUCGACCCAAAGUCCGUACGCACAGAAUUGGCAAACCUUCCACGGACGUUGGAUGAGACAUACAUGCGGAUAUUGCAAAACGUGGAUCCAAGCCAAUGGGAUUCUGCAGUACGCCUUCUGCAAUUCUUGACUUACUCAGAUCGGCCGCUAAGACUUGAAGAAGCAGUGGAUGCAGUUGCAGUAGAUAUUUCGAAUGAGCUCAGGUUUGAUCCAAACUACCGAAUGCCAUGCCCACAGGAAGUCGUCCGAUACUGCUCGAGCCUAGCUGUUCUGGUGAGAAGAAGAGACAAGAGAGACGGAUCAGAAAUCGUGGAAAUCCAGCUUGCGCACUUCUCCGUCCAGGAAUACCUCAUUUCCGGCCGAGUGAAAGGGCAUAUAGCCAGUGAACUAAGCCGAUCGAAUGCGAGCGCUGCUCUCUCGGCAGUCUGCCUCUCCUAUCUGCUCAGCCUAGAUCAUUCGCACCAGCCAAAGGAGGCCAGAGAGAACUAUCCCCUGGCACAAUACUCUGCAAAGUAUUGGCCAAAGUAUGCUGCGAUUGCUGAGCAGUCAGCAAGAAUGCAUCUACCUCUUAUUAGAGAGUACUUCUCGUCAAAAUCAACUAUGAACUUUUGCAAUCGAAUUUAUAACCACGAUGAGCCCUUGGAAAGAAUCGGAUUGAGACCAAAGAAGUCUCCCAACUCUCUAUACUAUGCAUCACUUACUGGACUAAUAUAUUCUACACAAGCGCUUAUCGACGAUGGCGCAGACGUCAACGCGCGAGAUGGGUAUUAUGGCAACGCGCUACAGGCCGCUUCAGCUAAAGGGCACAAGGCGAUCGUCAGGAUACUAGUCGACCAAGGGGCAGACGUCAACGCGCAGGGCGGGGAUUACGGCAACGCAUUACAAGCCGCUUCAUUUAAAGGGAACGAGGCGAUCGUCAAGAUACUGGUCGACCAAGGGGCAGACGUUAACGCGCGGGGCGGGAUGUACGGCAACGCGCUACAAGCCGCUUCAGCUGAAGGAGACGAGGCGAUUGUCAAGAUACUAGUCGACCAAGGGGCAGACGUCAACGCGCAGGGCGGGUAUUACGGCAAUGCAUUACAGGCCGCUUCAGCUACAGGGGACGAGGCGACCGUCAGGAUACUAGUCGACCAAGGGGCAAACGUUAACGCGCAGGGCGGGAGGUACGGCAACGUGCUACAAGCCGCUUUAACUGAAGGGCACGUGGCGAUCGCCAGGAUAUUACAGGAUAUUAUUAGCCAUCAUUUACUUAAGAGCGGAUCCUCUAAAUAA
This is a messenger RNA of Truncatella angustata, 3165 nucleotides long. RefSeq lists its product as uncharacterized. Gene Ontology annotation, biological process: nucleoside metabolic process. Gene Ontology annotation, molecular function: catalytic activity; protein binding. The transcript is spliced from 3 exons. The record is from RefSeq and is a predicted model, not a curated record. NCBI's taxonomy places the organism in Eukaryota, Fungi, Ascomycota, Sordariomycetes, Amphisphaeriales, Sporocadaceae. Bases 1 to 3165 code for a protein of 1054 amino acids.